AUGAUCAUCCUGAGACCGGUAAUAGCAGUGUUUGGCUUGGCGCUGGCCGUCCACCAACUGGCAGCAGAACGGCCCCUGUCCAACAAGGUUGAUGUUGAUCCACCGCUGAUAGCACCGGAGUUGUUUAGUGAGGAAGCACAGUUCGUUCCAUUCCAAGAUGUAGAUGAAACCUACCGAUUGCCGAAGACCAGCGUUCCGACUCAUUACACCAUUCAAUUAAAUACCGGAGUUCACACCGGUGAUACCAAGUUCCAAGGAUCGGUGGAAAUUCAUUUAACCGUGAAAGAGGAAACUAAGGACAUAGUCGUACACAAUCGUGGUCUAACUAUCGAAUCUGCUCAAUUGGUCGUUGUGCAAGAAGCGGGUAACGUGCAAUUGACUGAUCCAACGUGGACCCUAGAUUCCCGGGUGGAACAGCUUAGUUUCGCCAAUGAGCCAGCUUUGCAACCGGGAAAUUAUAUCUUAACUGUUACCUUCUCCGGAAGAUUGGGCCUGAACGAGGAUGGAUUCUACCGGUCCUCCUACACCACGGAUGAAGGCGCAACGGUAUACCUAGCUACCACACAGUUCGAAUCUACCAGCGCACGCACGGCCUUCCCCUGCUACGAUGAACCCGGCCUGAAGGCUACUUUCGACGUGAGACUCAUUCACCACAACAGAUACACGGCUCGAUCGAACAUGAAGCCGGCCAGUACCGGCGCACUGGCGGAUGACUAUCAGGUGACGAUAUUCGAAAGGACCCCGGUGAUGUCCACCUAUUUGCUGGCGUUCGUCGUGUCCGAUUUCCAGUCCCGGGGAGACGAACGGCACGAGGUGUACGCUCGGCCCAACGCGCUGGACGAAACGGAUUUCGCCGUCGAGGCGGGCGGUAAAAUCUUGACCGCCCUCGGUACCCACAUUGGCAUCGAUUACUACGAACACAUGCCGGAGAUGAAGCAGUUUGCCAUUCCCGACUUUGCCGCGGGCGCCAUGGAAAACUGGGGUUUGGUUACGUAUAGAGAGCAAUACUUAUUGUUCGAUCCGGCUAUCAGUACUUAUCGGACGAAAACCAAUAUUGCCACUAUCAUUGCGCACGAAUUUGCCCAUCAGUGGUUUGGAAAUCUGGUAAGCCCCGAAUGGUGGGAGUACAUUUGGCUCAAUGAAGGUUUUGCUACGCUCUAUGAGUACUACAGCGCUCACCUGGCGUACCCAACUGAGGGUUACUGGGAGCUGUUCAAUCCGUUCGUUAUUCAAGCGGCUAUGGUUCCGGAUGGGUUGGACUCGACGCGACCUAUGACAUGGAAUGCUGCCACGCCUUCGGAGAUUGGACGGUUGUUCGAUCGUGUUGCCUACCCGAAAUCUGGAAGCGUGUUGAACAUGAUGCGUCACGUGCUUGGCGAGGACAAUUGGGUUGCCGGUCUGAAGCUGUACCUAAACGAACGAAAAUUUAAUGGUGCCAAUGUUGAACACUUGCACCAGGGCUUGCAGGCUGCCAUUGAAGGCAAAACAGUGCUUCCGGCAGGAGUCACCGUCAAACAGAUCAUGGACAGUUGGACAACGGAGAAGGGUUAUCCGGUUUUGAGUGUACGCCGGUCGUACGAAACGGGCGAUGUCAUCAUAUCGCAGGAACGUUUCAUUUCCGAUCGCAAGGUUCCGAACAGCAACGUUUGGAUGAUUCCGUACAAUUUCGUGCAAAAAUCGUCGGCCGAUUUCUCCAACCUGAACAGUUACGAUUGGUUGAGCACGAAGGCAGCUCGGUUGAAGGCUAACAUUCCAGCCAACGAUUGGGUUAUCUUCAACAAGCAGCAAGUCGGUUUCUAUCGUGUCAACUAUGACGAUAACAAUUGGAAGCUAAUCACCGAAGCCUUGCACAGCGACUACGCCAGCAUCCACUAUCUGAACCGUGCUCAACUGAUCGAUGACGCUCACUGGCUGGCCCGGUCCGGACGUCUAGACUUCGAAACGUUGCUGAAUUUGAUAACCUACUUGGAAAACGAAGACGCGUUCGCCCCCUGGAACGCAGCCAGCAGUGUUCUCUCAUAUUUGAACACCAAAUUCCGAGGAACACCCGCUCAGGGUGACUUUUUGGUUAUGGUAAGAAAACUCAUCGCCAAGAUGUACGCCAAAUUGUCCGUCGAUUCGGUUGCUGGUUCGGAAAAACUCCUAGACAAAUACUUGAAGCAGACCAUUUCAACGUGGGCCUGCUCGUCCGGCGUUGAAGAUUGCCUGGACAAAACAGCCGCUGCUCUGACGAACGAAGCAGUGAACGGAGUUCGAGUGCAUCCGGACAUCGCCAGCGUCGUCUACUGUUACGGUCUGCACAAGGGAGGAAAUACGGAAUUCCAGUACCUGUACAGACAGAUUUACUUCUCGCAAAACUGGGCCUACCGUACGAUGCUGAUCGAUUCGCUGGGAUGUUCGCAAGACGAAACCCUAUUGAAGGAACUUUUGCAAACCGUCAUUGCCGGUAACGGCGCCGGUGUGGAGAUUAACUACAAAUCGAGUGAACGUACACGAAUCGUACAGGCAAUUUACUCGGGUGGACGCCCGGGAGUGAACGCUCUCAUUGAUUUCCUCAAAAAUCCAGACCAGGCACGGGAUUUCGAGAGUCGGCUCGGAAUCAACACGCUCAACAGUGUUAUCGCAAAUAUCGCUUCACGAACGACCACCGAAGAGGAAGUCCUACAGCUGGAAGAGCUGAUAACUAGCUUGGGAGCGUACGUUACGGACAGUGUUGCCCAAUCGGCUCGCAGUACCGUGAAAUCCAACCAGGCUUGGCACACCGACUACGAGGGUCUUCUGAUAGCGGAUUACGUUAAGGAAUUCGCUGACGGGGAAACGACUACCACCACGAGCGAACCCACUACUCCUGUGACCGAUGAUGAUACGACGACCACCCAAGAUCCGGCAACGACGACUCCGGAGCCGGACAGUGCCGUGUCCACGGCGAUUUCAAUCACGGUGCUGAUUGGCAGUGUAAUCGUUUCGCUGUUCAGAUAG
Molecule: messenger RNA, 2979 nt
Organism: Sabethes cyaneus
Lineage: Eukaryota; Metazoa; Arthropoda; Insecta; Diptera; Culicidae
Product: membrane alanyl aminopeptidase-like
Exons: 5
Coding region: 1-2979 (992 amino acids)
Biological process (GO): peptide catabolic process; proteolysis
Cellular component (GO): cytoplasm
Molecular function (GO): peptide binding; metalloaminopeptidase activity; zinc ion binding
Source: RefSeq, a predicted model, not a curated record